AGCCGAGCCCAGCGGGACGAUGAGGGGCAUCCCCUGCUUCUGCACCCUGAUCCUCCUGGCAGGCAUGGCAGCGGCCGCGGGCCCCAGCAGGGACUGCCUGCAGGCGGGUGAGGCGUGCACCACGGACCCCGUGUGCAGCGCCAAGUUCCGCACGCUGCGCCAGUGCAUCGCGGGCAACGGUGCCAACAAGCUGGGCCCCGACGCCAAGAGCCAGUGCCGCAGCACCGUCAGCGCCCUGCUCUCCAGCCAGCUCUACGGCUGCAAGUGCAAGCGCGGCAUGAAGAAGGAGAAGCACUGCCUCAGCGUCUACUGGAGCAUCCACCACACACUGAUGGAAGGCAUGAAUGUCCUGGAGAGCUCCCCUUAUGAGCCGUUCAUCAGGGGCUUUGAUUACGUCCGGCUGGCCUCCAUCACUGCAGGCUCUGAGAAUGAGGUGACACAGGUGAACCGGUGUCUGGACGCUGCCAAGGCCUGCAACGUGGACGAGAUGUGCCAGCGGCUGCGCACGGAGUACGUCUCCUUCUGCAUCCGCCGCCUGGCGCGGGCCGACACCUGCAACCGCUCCAAGUGCCACAAGGCCCUGCGCAAGUUCUUCGACCGCGUGCCCCCAGAGUACACCCAUGAGCUGCUCUUCUGCCCCUGCGAGGACACGGCCUGUGCUGAGCGCCGGCGCCAGACCAUUGUCCCCGCCUGCUCCUACGAGUCCAAGGACAAGCCCAACUGCCUGGCACCUCUGGACUCCUGCCGGGACAACUACGUCUGCAGGUCGCGCUACGCAGAGUUCCAGUUCAACUGCCAGCCAUCCCCACAGGCUGCCAGCGGCUGCCGCAGGGACAGCUACGCCGCCUGCCUGCUGGCCUACACCGGCAUCAUCGGCAGCCCCAUCACCCCCAACUACAUCGACAACUCCACGUCCAGCAUUGCUCCCUGGUGCACCUGCAACGCCAGCGGGAACCGGCAGGACGAGUGCCAGAGCUUCCUGCACCUCUUCACCAACAACAUCUGCCUCCAAAAUGCCAUUCAGGCCUUUGGCAAUGGGACUCACCUGAACACAGCCUUGGCCCCGUCCAUCCCCCCCACCACACAGAUGUACAAGCAGGACAGAAAUGCCAACAGAGCUGUGGCGACCCUCAGAGAGAACAGCUUGGAGCACCUCCAGCCCACCAAGGUGGCUGGAGAGGAGAGGCUCCUGCGUGGCUCCACUCGUUUGUCCUCAGGCACCUCCAGCCCAGCAGCCCCUCCGUGCUGGGCGGCCUCUCUGCUGCAGAUGUGGCUCCUCCUGGCCCCUGCUGUGCUCAGCCUCCCCGUGAUGUGAGGAGGGCUGGCACUCACCCUGAGAAACUCAAUCUGUGUUGGUUUCUGUACUCAACAACCAGACCAGUAACUUUUUCAGGAGCAGGGCAGGGAGAAGGGAGGGGAAGGGAAGGGAAGGUGAGUGUUUGGGCAUCCCUUCCUCCUCCUCACCUGUCUGCCAGUUUAUUUGAUUUUAUAUGAUCAGCGUUGUUGACAACCAGCUCAUUCCUGGUCCUGGCCACCUUUCCACACCACAGCUUGGUUGUUGUUUCUCCAGCUCUCUAUGGAUAGGCCUGAAGCCAUGGACAAUUCCCUUGGAAAAGGUGAAGGAGAGAGGUGAUCCAAGAAAUGAGAGCUGCAAAGGAAAUGCUUUUUCCUGCCCCAGCCAAGAGGGGAAAGACUUUUGAUGGAUGGGUGACUGGAUGACCUGUGAGGAGGUUUCCUGAAGCCCACCCUGAGGGGCUCCUGACAGGACAUGGGGAGUUCAGACUGUCUGCAUGGUUCCUCAGGACCUGAAGGACAGCACACCUGGUUCCCUCAGACUGAAGAAACCAGAAGACUGGUGGGAAGGUGGUUGGUUUUGUUCACUGGAGAGGAGCCUGAAGCACCUCUGGGGAGGACCAAGUAACCACACUCUGAGCUGGCUGGCAGGGAUUAUCCACCCUCUCAAAACCAUGGCCAGAGUGCAACCAGCAUCCUCGUCCCAGUGUCACCUCCCCUCGGGCCCUCCCUCUUGGGGAAACCUGUGUCCUGUAUUGAUGGUAUUCAGGAAGAAACACGUGUGUUGCAUUUUGUUUAUGGCUGAAUUUUUUGUGUCCCAACCCAAACACCUCUAUCCACUGGUCCUGUUCAGUGUUUUGGGGCAUUUUUGCUAAAUCCAAACAACCAGAGGCCAAUAUUGUCCCACUCCAAGCUACCCUUUCUCCAUCAGGGGCCAAUGUGUGAGCCCAUGGGCAGGGUUUGACCUGAGCCCAACACAUCCCACUCUCACCUGCUCAUCCUCUGGUCUCACUGGCACAGGGUCUGCAGCCAUGGGAUUUCAUUUGUUUUCCUGGAAAGAAAUAGGAUAGGAGGGGUUUGCCAGAAACCACCCUGAAGACAGAAAUACCCAGCCAAGAAAAGCCAGUCAUGAAUUAUAUAAUGGGUAGGGACUGGAUUGCUAUAGUUUCCCCUCCUUGGAAAACUGGCAGAGGCAGCCCCCAGUGUUCAGGUGAGCAGGCCAAGGCCUCUUGCCUGUUCCUGUUUUAUCAGUGAGGAUGUCAUUUAAGCAAGGGAUGCUGAAGUGACCCUUUCUUCUGAGCCACAGCCAGAGCCCAGGGGAGGAAAGCGAGGAUCAAUGUCUCUCUGGUGUCCUGGGGCACCUUUAUGCAGGUGUGUGACUCUGGGCUACCUGAGCACCCCAUCUUUCCUGAGGAGGUGAGCUGAGGAGUCCCAGUGCCCUCCUGGGGGGCUGAACCCUCUACUAAAGCCAGGAAAGAAGAUGGUAAGGAAGAGUGAGAAGGCUACCCAGGAUAAAUGCUUACCCAGGCUGAGUGCCAUGGGAGGAAGAGCAACAGCCCCAGAAUCCUCCUGAGUGUGUUUAGGCCUGGCCUUUGCAGCAGUCCAUUUAUUACUAUAAUAAAUAUCAUUAAUUCCUUGGCAUUUGAAUGCAUGGAAAGGCUUGUGAAGCAUCUGACACAGCAAAGUCCAUUGCUUUGUAGUCCCAUUUCCUGCAAAACCUCUCCCAUUGCUUAUUGCUUCAGAUUUUCUAAGAAACUGCAGCAACUUCCUUGGCUCUUGCUCCAACAAGAAACCACUCUGGUUUUCAGCUGAACACCUGUGGAUGUGUCUGACAUGAGCAGAAAUUCUCCUCCUGCUGCAUCCUGUCCACAGUGCUGCUCCCUGAGGUGCUCAGGGCUGUAGCACCUGGCUUUCAGGGCUGUGCAAAGGCCACACCAAGCUCCAGGGCUCGUGUGCAGGGUGAAAGUCACACCCUGAGCCAAAGGCUGUGUGUGAGAACUUCAUGGCCAAGAGGCUCACUGUGACCAGGAAAGCAGACCAGGAGGGAGAGCUGCAGGCAGGAAAUCCUUUCAAAGUGACCCCAGACAUGCACAGAGCUGCUGUGAAGGUCUCCCCUUUGCCCAGGACAGCAGUGUCUCGAGAGGCCAAGUGACACAAAGCUUGUGCCCUCUCAGCUGCAGUGGAGAGUGAUGAAACCCUGACUGCUCAGCCCUUCAAGGCAAGGAACUACCUCAGCACCACGAGGUCAUGCUGGGAAUUGCACCCUUCUGCCCCGUUCCUUUCCAGUCCUGUAGUCAUGCUCUGCUUUCCACUCAUCAAAGCAGUCUCCACCAGCUUUCAGUCGUGCCCGGGCUCAGCAUCUGCACAGGGUGGGGAUGCAAGUGUCAGCUCCUUCUCAGGAGCACCCACUCCCGUGUCUCUC
Molecule: messenger RNA, 3715 nt
Organism: Melozone crissalis (California towhee)
Lineage: Eukaryota; Metazoa; Chordata; Aves; Passeriformes; Passerellidae
Product: GDNF family receptor alpha-4
Exons: 8
Coding region: 20-1315 (431 amino acids)
Biological process (GO): nervous system development
Cellular component (GO): external side of plasma membrane; signaling receptor complex
Molecular function (GO): glial cell-derived neurotrophic factor receptor activity
Source: RefSeq, a predicted model, not a curated record